GCUUUGGUUGAAGAGUUUUGGGUUCAUUUCGCGCCUGCGCACAAUUCUCCGUUCUACAAGUCGAAGCGUGUGGAGUUUUUUUUAGUUACGUUUCCGUGAGCUAGCCGCAGGAGGAGAAGAAGAAAGACUUUAUCCGGUUCCUAUUCCAGCUUACAUCCAGGCGUUGGUGAUGGAUCCGCGGAAAGUAGCCGAGCUGAAGGGCUUCGUCCAGCUGUGUCAGGACAAUCCAGGUGUGCUGCACCUGCCCGAGAUGGAGUUCUUCAGAACCUGGCUGCAUGGAUUGGGAGCGACUAUUCCACCACUGCCUACAAAAUCAGGCUGCAAGGGAAGCUGUCCGUGUGAUGCAGCCCCACCUCCAAAAACAGCCCCGCCCCCUCAGGCAGAGCCAGCCCCGCCCUCCGAGAGUGAGGAGAGUGAAUUAGAGAUCGACAACGAUGGAGUGAUUGAACCGGACCUGGACGAGGUUCAGGACAUGGGCGACUAUGAGAACCUGGAGGUGACUGAGGAGAUGAUGGACCAGGCCAAUGAGAAGAAGAUUGAGGCCAUUGAUGCACUGGGAGAGGGAGAACUGCAGAAAGCUCUGGAUCUGUUCACUGAAGCCAUCAAACUGAAUCCACGAUCAGCUAUACUCUAUGCUAAGAGAGCCAGUGUGUAUAUCAAGAUGCAGAAGCCCAACGCUGCGAUCCGAGACUGUGACAGAGCGAUAGAUAUAAACCCAGAUUCAGCACAGCCGUAUAAGUGGAGAGGGAAAGCUCACAGGUUACUCGGUCACUGGGAGGAAGCAGCUAAAGAUUUGGCCACAGCCUGCAAACUGGACUAUGAUGAUGAUGCCAGUGCCAUGCUGAAGGAGGUUCAGCCCAAAGCCAACAAGAUCCAGGAGCACCGGCGUAAAUACGAGCGCAAACGAGAGGAGAGAGAGAUCAGAGAGAGACAGGAACGAGUGAAGAAAGCCAGGGAGGAGCACGAGAGAGCACAGAGGGAGCAGGAAGCCAGGCAGCAGGCAGGAGGAGCACAAGGAGGCUUCCCAGGUGCCGGAGGUUUUCCAGGCGGCGCUCCGUUUGGAAUGCCAGGCCUGCAGGAGCUCUUUAACGACCCCGAGGUGCUCAUGGCCAUGAAGGACCCUGAAGUGAUGGCUGCCUUCCAGGAUGUGGCUCAGAAUCCAGCCAACAUCUCCAAGUACCAGAGCAACCCUAAGAUCAUGGCCCUCAUCAACAAACUGAGCUCCAAAUUCAGUGGCCCUCAGGCCUAGGCAGCUGAACGAAGUGUGUUUAAUGAUGAGGUCAGUGCUCUGAAAUAGCACUUUCUCUCUCGCUUUUAUGAGUUAUUUCUUCCUCUGCGCUAACACGUGAAGAUUGGAUAGAGAUCAGGAUUCAUGUGCAGUAAAUGCUGUUUAAUUCACACAUUAGUUUCUGGGGCUAUUUAAGAGCAUUGAAACACCGACAUGAAGUUAGGAUUAGGGAACAGCUGUGUAAACCUUAAAAGGGGUGUGGUCUCAUGAAUCAGAACUGGGCUGUGAUUGGUGUUUGAAAUGGUCCAGUUACUGCCUCCGUUACUGAACCUGAAUUGAUUUGGACUGAUUAAAAGUCUGGCCUUUUUCUCACCCCGAGUCUACUACCAAUCUACUUCUUACUGCACUUAAACCCAGACUGAGCUGGAGAACAUUUUAAGAGCUAAAACUGAUCAUCAUUCCAUCCAGUCAGGUCUUAACUAAAAUUUUAUGAGAUGAUUUCUUUUCUGUCCUAUUCUAUCAAAAAAAAACUAAACAAAAACAAAAAAAGAAAUAAAUAUAAAACAAUAAAAUCAGAUGGAAAAGUUUAGGUUUUUUUCCCCCUUGAUCCAGGAGUGUUUCUCUCUGAUGGCUCUGAAACAUUUCAAUCAAUAAAGGUUUUGGUUGUUGCA
Molecule: messenger RNA, 1899 nt
Organism: Hemibagrus wyckioides
Lineage: Eukaryota; Metazoa; Chordata; Actinopteri; Siluriformes; Bagridae
Gene: st13
Product: ST13 Hsp70 interacting protein
Exons: 13
Coding region: 170-1249 (359 amino acids)
Molecular function (GO): protein dimerization activity; Hsp70 protein binding
Source: RefSeq, a predicted model, not a curated record